Drosophila kikkawai is the source of this 7418-nucleotide messenger RNA. RefSeq names its product myoblast city (gene mbc). The record is from RefSeq and is a predicted model, not a curated record. Lineage: Eukaryota; Metazoa; Arthropoda; Insecta; Diptera; Drosophilidae. Gene Ontology annotation, cellular component: cytoplasm; plasma membrane. Gene Ontology annotation, biological process: cell migration; myoblast fusion; small GTPase-mediated signal transduction. Gene Ontology annotation, molecular function: guanyl-nucleotide exchange factor activity; small GTPase binding.
UCAUUACGUUUUGAACUCAAACCCGAGCGGGCGCGCAAGUACUUUCCGAGAGCGCUCAAUUAAUUAAUUGUGAGCCCAUGUGCACGUGUAUGUGUGUGUGUCAGCGGUGCGUGUGCGGGAGGGAGAACGAAGAUUAUUAGCUGAGCGGCCAACUCCCAAAUCGAGAACAGAGCGGCAAAAGAAAACAACGCAAAAUGCAAUAGUGACAACUCCGAGCGGAAUGCAGGCUUUGUGCAAUAAUAAUCACUACUUGAAAUCGGUUCGGCGAAAUCUGUAGCGAAAUGCUUCUGUUGGCGGCGGUUUUAUUGUGAAAACGAAUUUCAACUACGUGUUGCUCUUUUGUUGCCUAAUUUUCGGUUUUGUUGUUUUUAUUUUCGCAAACGAAAGUCUGCCGAUCUGCAUGUGUGAGUGGUGAUCGGGUAGACGACAGUGUCGGUGUUGGUGGUAAAAGCGGCGCCGAAGACAGCAGCAACAACAAAAGCCUUCAAGAUGACUGUGUGGAGCGAUUGCAAUGCCAAGCAGGCAUUCGGCAUUGCCAAGUGCAAUUUCGACCAGGAGACGAAGCCACAUCGCCUCAAUCUGGAUGUGGGCGAUGCGGUCAUAAUACUCAAGGAGACCACGCACUGGUACUACGGCUACAGGCAAAAAGCCAAGGAAACACGCGGCAUAUUUCCCAAGAGUUAUAUACAUUUGUGCGAGUACAAUAUCGUGAACGGGGAGUUUUGCAUUCAGCGAACGGAUAUUGUUGAGGAGAUCACCAAAGUGCUCCUGGAGUGGGGAGGCAUAGCAAAGGACUACUUUCUGUCUACAAAUCCCAGCUUUCCAAAGAUUCGCCGGAAGAUGAACGAGUUAAACAAUAAUCGGGCGGCCUUGAUCUCUGGAAAUCUGCCUCUGGACGAGGUGCGCAAGGUUAAGCUGCAGGCCACUAACCAGAUUGAUACGGGUAACAAGCUCCUCGGCCUGGACAUGGUGGUAAGGGAUGAGAGCGGCAACAUUCUGGACACCAAUGCCAUUUGCACCACCGAGCUGUACGAGCAGCACGUGCACGCCAUCCAGCGUAUCGACAAGGCCAAUCGGCUUUCCACCGAACGCGGAACGACGCGAACCCUGAACAAGUUCUCGCACAACAUCCUGCUGCACGUGAACGCCUUCGUUUGCAAGUUCCAGGAGGAUUCCGACCUGCUCUUCACCCUCUUCGACGGAGAGACUCACAAGCCCAUCAGCGAGAACUAUGUGGUAAAGUGGUCACGCACAGGAAUCGCUCGGGACAUCGAGCAGAUCGACAACAACCGAGUGCUUUUCACCGAUCUCAGCAAGAGCGAUCUGGGCAUCGCCAAAAUGUACCUAGUGUGCUAUGCCAUUCGCAUCGGAGCCAUGGAGUUCAAGGAGUCAACGGAUGGCAAGCGGACCAGCAUGAGCAUAGCUAACAGCAUGCUCAAUGCAUCCAGUCGCAAGGCUUCGCAGCUGUCGGUUAGUUCUAGUGGUUCCUCUGGCAGUACGGGCGAGUAUAUCAUCCGGCGGCCCUUUGGAGUGGCCUGCAAGGACCUCACGCCAAUCAUCAGUAAGGCGGAGGACUUUCGCGGCAAUUUGGACUUGCCGUUCAUUAUGUGCGACAAGGAUACGCUGGAUGGAACGCUUCGCAAGCUAAUCAGCAACAAGGACAUUGGCAAGAUCGACUCCAAGAUGGCGGUGACCAUCGAGGUGCUGCGCGGCGACAUUAAGCAGAUUAAGGAGGAUUUCCCACGCCUGGUGCACACCAACGUACCAGUGGCUCGCAAAAUGGGCUUCCCCGAGGUCAUUCUGCCCGGUGAUGUGCGCAAUGAUCUCUACCUGACCAUCUGCAGCGGAGAAUUUGCGCGCAUUGCCAAAACCUCGGAGAAAAAUGUGGAGGUUUCAGUGUGUGUGGCCAACGAUCAGGGUUACCUUAUUCCCGGUGUGCUCAGCAUUGGAGCCGGCCACCCACCCAUUGAUGAAUACAAAUCAGUGGUGUAUUACCACGAUGACAAGCCCAAGUGGCAGGAGACCUUCAAGAUCCACGUGCCCAUCGAGGACUUCAAGCAGUGCCAUUUGCGCUUUGUGCUCAAGCACCGCAGCAGCAACGAGCAGAAGGAUCGCACCGAAAAGCCAUUCGGCCUGGCCUACGUACGCUUGAUGCAGGCCAACGGAACGACCAUUCCCCAGGGCCAGCACAUCCUCGCCGUCUACAAGAUCGAUCACAAGAAGUACGAUAAAACGGUGGCCAACAGCUACAUGGAGCUGCCAGCCACAGUGGCCGAGUUGCAGGGCACUAGGCCCUCAACCAGUGGACUUAGCCUGCUGCCCAAGGACCAGCUCUCAAUUGGCGUCAACUUGUGCAGCACCAAACUUACGCAGAGCGUGAGUCUGCUUGGCCUCCUCAAUUGGUCCGCCCACAAGGAGACGCUGGAGCAGUCACUGACUGCCCUGUCCACGGUGCCCGGCGAGGAGGUGGUCAAAUUCCUGCAGGACAUACUCGAUGCGUUGUUCAACAUCCUUGUGGAGAACGACCAGCCCGAGAAGUACGAUCAGCUGGUCUUCAUGAGCAUCAUACAUCUGAUUGAAACCGUGUCCGAUCUCAAGUACCAGCACUUUCUCACCGUUCUAGAUGUGUACAUCAACGAGAGUUUCUCCUUUACGCUGGCGUAUACCAAACUAAUGGAUGUGCUGCAGAAGAACAUCAGCGAUGCCAUAACGCCGAAGGAGAAGUCCGUCGACGGGAACACGCACGAGGAGAGUGCAGAGGUCCGACGGCUCUAUAAGACCACGCGGUACCUGCACUACGUAAUGAAGUUUGUGAUCCGUUCGCGGGUGCUUUACGCCGAGAUGAACUGCAACACGGACUACGUGGACUUUGCCACGCGGCUGCAGGAGCUGCUACGCAUGUUCAUCGAUAUGAUUGGAUGUCCCAGCAAUCUGCUAAAGUCCGAGGGAGCGCUGCUCAAGAACCUGCACAUUAUAGCCACCGAUCUGAUGCAGGUCUUCGAUCAGGUGCGCUUGAGCGUAUCUAUUGUGGAGAUCCUCGAGAAGUUCCCGCCACGCCGACUCACACAGUCCAAGAUGGGCUGCAUCAAGGAUUUUGUCGACACAAAGCUCUUCACUUUGCCCAAAUGUCGUGCCAUUUUGCUACCCGUGUUUUGUAAGCACAUCAGGGAUCAUCUCGAGAGCAAGGAGGAGGGAGACUCGAAAACCGAUAUCUGGCAGCAAGAAAAGAAUCUUUCGAAAGCCGCCAAAGUGCUCGGACAGAAAAAAUCCCAACUGCACACAUGUGAUACUACUGCCAACAAAAAGAUUGCCGAGUGCAUCAACAUCAUGAACAAUAUACUGAAGCUGCUCUUCCGCUCGGAUGUGGGCUCCACGCACAACGAUGUCCGCGACAUCAUGAUCAUCUUGCUGCGCACGGUGAUGAAGGCCGCCCGGGUUUUGGACAGAGACACGGGGCUGGUGGGCAGGUUUUUUGCCAUCAUGCUGGGUAUCCUGCAGCGCAUGGAUGCCCAGCACUAUGAAUAUCUGGUGAAGGAUCUGCAUCAGCGCGACGAGCUGAAGGACUUUGUCAUAGAGAUUCUGCUGGUGUUCGAAGAGCUGGUGUCACCGCACUUGAAGGAGGUUUUCCCGCGCGAUUGGAUGGACAUGAUCAUGCACCAGAACACUGUUAUCCUUGGAGCACUGAAGAACCUAAGUGUGGUCAUAACAGACUACUUCCUGUGUCCGUUUGAACGGCAGAUCUGGUCGAACUUCUUCCAGUGCUCCAUCGCCUUCCUGGUGCAGUCGCCGUUGCAGUUGAACGACUUCAAUGACAACAAGAGGCAGAUAGUGUUCGCCCGGUAUCGUGAUAUCCGGAAGGACACGGCGACGGAGAUCCGGAAGAUGUGGUUCCAGCUGGGCCAGCACAAGCCCAAGUUCAUACCGCAGCUGGUGGAGCCCAUACUGGAGAUGAGCAUGAUCCCGGAGAAGGAGCUGCGUCAGGAGACCAUUCCCAUCUUCUUCGACAUGAUGCAGUGCGAGUACUACAGCUCCCGGCUGGAGCAGGAGAGCUACGGGGACACCAAGUUCAAUAAUGCCCACCACAAGGGGAACUUCUCCGACUUUAAGACGGCGAUGAUUGAGAAGCUCGACAUCCUAAUCGGAGCCGGCAAGGGCGAUGCGGAGUACAAGCAGCUGUUCGAGACCAUCAUGAUGCAGCGCUGUGCUGCGCACAACACCUUGAAUGUGGAUGGUACAGCCUUUGUGGAGAUGGUCACCCGGCUGAUGGAGAAGCUGCUGGAGUACCGCUUUAUCAUCCAAGACGAGAGCAAGGAGAACCGCAUGGCGUGCACCUUUUCGCUGCUCCAGUUCUACUCCGAAGUGGACCUCAAGGAGAUGUACAUUCGGUAUGUGUACAAGCUCUGUGCCCUCCACAUGGAGUUCGAGAACUACACCGAAGCGGCCUUCACUCUCAAGCUGCACACGGAGCUGCUGCGGUGGACGGACACGGCGUUGUCGCUGCAGCUGCGCAGCUUCCGGCAUCCGAACUGCGUAACCCACCGCCAGCUGAAAGAGGCCCUCUACUUCGAGAUCAUGGAGUACUUUGACAAGGGCAAGCAGUGGGAGUGCGCCAUCGACAUGUGCCGCGUGCUGGCACGCCAGUACGAGGAGGAGACCUAUGACUAUCUGAAGCUGGCGGAGCUAUUGAAGAUGAUGGCCAUGUUCUUCGAGAAGAUCAUCAAGGAACUGCGCCACAAUUCCGAGUACUUCCGGGUGUGCUUCUACGGCCGGGGAUUCCCGCGUCUCCUCCAGAACCGCGUUUACAUCUUCCGGGGCAAGGAGUACGAGCGGCACAGCGACUUCUGCGCCCGGAUGCUGGUCCAGCACCCGCAGGCCGAGCUCAUGCAAACGUUGGAGGCGCCCGGCGAGGACAUCACCAACAGCGACGGUCAGUACAUACAGGUGAACAAGGUGGAGCCGAUAAUGGACCAGUCCUACAACAAGUUCAACGACAAGAUCGUAAACAACGAGAUCGUCAAGUACUUUGCCGCCAACAACGUACAGAAGUUCCAGUUCUCGCGUCCCUUCCGCGACAGCAGCGGCGGUGGUGGUGGUAACAUGGACGAUGUGAGGAAUCUGUGGCUGGAACGCACAGAGCUGCUCACCCGCUUCCCGCUACCGGGAAUACUGCGCUGGUUCCCCGUCAUUGAGACCAACACUUUCAAGAUCUCGCCGCUGGAACGGGCCGUUGAGAUAAUGAAGGACACAAAUCGGGACAUUCGGCAGCUGGUCAUCCUGCACAGGAGCGACGACAAGCUGCACAUCAAUCCGUUGAGCAUGAAGCUCAGCGGCAUCGUGGAUCCGGCCGUGAUGGGUGGCUUUGCCAAGUACGAGGAGGCCUUCCUCACCGAAGAGUACUUGGAACAGAAUCCCGACGACAGGGACCUGGUUGAGGAGCUAAAGGAGCUAAUUGCUAAUCAGAUUCCUCUGCUGGAUAUAGCCAUUGGAAUUCACCGACAACGGGCGCCCGACAGCUUGAGGGCAAUGCAGGAGCACCUGGAGGAUUGCUUCAGUGAGAUGCAGCAGCAUGUGGAGUUACGCUACGGCUGCCGGGCGUGCGACCUGAAGAGCGUACGGGAUACGGUGGUGAUGCGACGCACCAACUCUAUACUGCCGACCCUCUUCGAUGGCAGCAACAUCAACCGGCACUCGGAGACGAGCAUGGGUUCAUCAGACAGCGGCCUGUCGAAGUCAACGUUUCUGCCGCGGCCACAGACCUCUUCGAUCAAGACCACUCUGGCCAGCUUUAGCUUUAACACCAGACCCAGUUUGGGACACUCGCCGAGCACCAAGAGCAGCAAGACCAAGGACAAGACCCCCGCCAAACGGCGAUCCAUGAAAAAGGAUCGCGAGGCCCUCAGCUUGCCCAGCAGUCAGUGGUAUACCCCGCCAUUGAGCACCAUUACCUCGACGCCCGAGAAGGAGAUCAACACGUCCAUAGCAUCUUUGGGCAGCGUGUCCAACAGCUCUUUGAGUGGUCCCAAGACGCCAGAUCCUCAUGUCCUCACCGAGGAGCUCACGCCCAAGCGACCUUUGCGCUCGGAAAAGGAAAAGGAGCGCCGGCUGUCGCGCCCAGCCAGUAUAGCCACGCCCACGGCCAGCAUCAAGAACUUCCCCGACACACGAUCCCUGUCCGAGAGCAGCAAUCGCAACUCAGUCGAGACCACAGAUUCCACAUCGGAGGAGGACAUUCAACCGCCGCCGUUGCCCGCCAAGGCCCGAGAUUCCACGGACUUUUCCAGCCUGUCUCAGAAUAUGGAUUGGACACCCAAUGGCUAUGCGAUGCUGGGCACCCUGAGCAGCACCAGCACCAGCAGCAUGAGCACCACAUCGACCCUGACAAAGACCAGUAUUACGAACACCACGUACGAGUAUUUGGAGGCCACUAACUUUACCCUAGUGGAUGGCAGCAAGCCACGUCCACCGACGCCGCCGCCGAAGCCAUCGCGCCACAGCAAGCACAUUCCAUGAUAAGGGUUAGCCGAGGGUAAAGGUGUGUCUCUGUCCCAAAGCUUCCAGUGUAGCGCCAUAAAAAUGUUGAAACGUUUACGUUGUCGAGUGCCAAAUAUGUUGUAUUCCUGUUACUACAUGUAUAGCGGCGGCAAUUGAGCCACAAAGCACCGACCUAUCGCCUCAACCUACGACCAAAUCAAGUGUCUUAAAAAACGAUCGAUCGCAUUAGAUUAUCCGAUUACUUUUAGCUUUGGUGUUAAGUGUUUCGCUUACGUUUAAAUGAUAUUAUGUUGAACAUGCGGUCAUUUUUGUCGUCAACUGCUUGUCUUCCACAAGUACUAAAUAAUAAUGUGUGUUGUACCUUAAGUUAUCUACAACUUAGUUAUAAGCCGAAAGCUGUAAUUCGUACGUUUCUUUAUGCAAACAAGUGCCACAAGUCUAUAUGCAAUAGCAACUAUCUACGAUUUUACGAGCAUGCAUAUUAAUGGUUUUAGCACAAAUUUACUAACAAGUCAAUUACAAAAACGAAACGAAAUCUUGUAUGCCUCAAAUUUUAGAUAAUGUAAUUUUUUAAAGAAUGCAUAUUUACACUGCUGUUUUUUAUUUUUUUUUGAACGAUUCAGAAAUAGCCAUAAUUUAGAGCAACUAACCGAUGAGAUUAAUUCGGUAGACGUAUUAUAUAAAUACUAUAUAUAUCAAGGCACAACUAUUUUAACAAUGUCGAGUAUACACAUGUAUAUUUCAUGUUUAGCAACAAUCAAUGUAUAAUUUUCUUGUGUUUUAAAUGGAUUCUGUGUAAUUCGCGAUCUGUGUAUCGGCCAAAGAUUAAGCAAUAAUGACUAGCAUUAAGCGUUUGACCAUUAUGUUACCUGUAUUAAACUAUAUACAACCUUGAACCUUGAAAUAAAGAACAACUUACAAUUUUA